Fusarium odoratissimum NRRL 54006 is the source of this 1245-nucleotide messenger RNA. RefSeq lists its product as uncharacterized. Lineage: Eukaryota; Fungi; Ascomycota; Sordariomycetes; Hypocreales; Nectriaceae. The record is from RefSeq and is a predicted model, not a curated record. The transcript has a single exon. The coding region runs from base 1 to 1245 and encodes 414 amino acids. Gene Ontology annotation, molecular function: protein binding.
AUGUCACCGACGGAAUCAUCGGGGCAGGCAGACCUCAGUUCCUUAGAGAAUGCCAUUUCCUAUUUGAAGCUGGACUUGGUAAACCAGUACAAGGACCUCUAUCCAGGCAUACCUUUCAUGCAACCUGUGCCGCCAAAAGACCCCUCCCGGCAGUCGGACCUCAGUCCCUUGGACGAUGCAAUGUUAUAUCAGAGGCUGAACUCAGGAAACCCGUACGGGAACCUCUAUCUGGAAGUAGCUCUUCUUCAAGCUUUGAAAGAGGCGCGUCUGGAUAUCGUUGAGGAACUCCUGGAAAAGGGCAUCAACGCCGCCAAUGCCCAGAGCGACGAGGAACAGACAUCACUAUUUCACACGACGGAGCUUGGAUUCACGGAGAUAGUAGCCAGCCUCUUACAACAGCGCGCUUCUAUGGACAAACAGGAUGAGAAGGGACGAACACUGCUAUUUCGGGCCUCUCUUGGUUUUCAUAUCAAGAUAAUGUCGCUUCUGCUUGAUAACGGCGCAGACGUCGACUUGGCGGACGAGGAGGGAUGGACCCCUCUAAUGAUCGCGGCUGAACGGGGCAAUGAUGAAGCUGUGGCUCUGCUGCUGAAGCACGGAGCUGACCCAAAUGCAAGGGACAAGGAAAAGUUUACAGCGAUCUUGCACGCGGCUAUGAUAGGAUACCUAGGCAUCGUAGAACGCCUUCUCGAUGCAGGUGCUGACCCCAACGCGCAAGACGAGGCGGAAAGCUUGACGGCAAUAAGCUGGGCAGCUGAGAGUGGCCAUGAGGAUGUUGUAAAGCUUCUACUCGAGCGAGGGGCAGAUCCUAACGUGGAUGAUCGCAUUCUUCUCUCUCCACUAAGCGGGUGUGAACCCGACGGUUAUGAUGAUAACGAUGCAUUGAUAGAAAUGCUCGUCAAGCACGGCGCGGACGUCUUUAUGGAUUGCUGGUCGGAUGAACGGCCUCUUGUCAUCGCUGCUAGGCAAGAUCGUCACCUGACUGUCGAGCUAUUCCUGGAGGCGAGCUACUCGUCAAGGAGUGUCCGACAAGAGCAUAUAUGGGAUGCCAUCACGGUCGCUGCUGAGGAAGGUCACGAAGCAAUUCUGGCGAGCUUGAUGAGGCAUUAUGAACCGGAUGAGACCGAGAAACAGACGCCUUGGGAGUGGGCGAAGGAGUACCAGUUUGGUCAGUCGUAUGAGCUAUUGAGACCUUACUUUGAGCCUGAGGCGAGGACCGACAAUGGUAGCAACAAGUCCGAUUAA